Diospyros lotus (date-plum) is the source of this 1545-nucleotide messenger RNA. RefSeq names its product gibberellin 20 oxidase 1-B-like. The record is from RefSeq and is a predicted model, not a curated record. Gene Ontology annotation, biological process: gibberellin biosynthetic process; flower development; unidimensional cell growth. The coding region runs from base 115 to 1239 and encodes 374 amino acids. Gene Ontology annotation, molecular function: gibberellin 20-oxidase activity. The transcript has 3 exons. Lineage: Eukaryota; Viridiplantae; Streptophyta; Magnoliopsida; Ericales; Ebenaceae.
UCGGAUAUCACUCAUCUCUCCAUUGUGUAUAUUUAUCAUUUUGGCCAUUCUUUUUCCAUCCUUUCUGCUAUUCACUAUAAAUAGAGCUUCAUUGGGUUGGGGGACUACUUGGGAAUGCCAUUCCAAAUGGAUACAAUUAGUUCUUCAACUCUGCUUCUGCCUUUGGAAACCAAGCCCAUGGUUUUCGACACAACUUUCCUCCAAAGGCAACCAAGUUUGCCCACUGAGUUCAUCUGGCCACAUUUGGAAGCCGUCAACACCCAAGAGGAUCUCAAAGAGCCAGUAAUAGACCUCCAAGGCUUCCUGAAAGGCGACGAGGCCGCGACGUCACAGGCAGCUGAGCUGGUGAGGGCCGCCUGCCUCCGGCACGGCUUCUUCCAAGUCACCAACCACGGCGUCGACCAGACCCUCAUUCGAGCCGCCCACCGCUACAUGGAUGCUUUCUUCAAGCUCCCCCUCAACCACAAGCUCAAGGCUCGUCGAAAACCUGGCUGCGUUUUCGGGUAUUCGGGUGCCCAUGCUGGCCGCUACUCCUCCAAUUUGCCGUGGAAGGAGACAUUUUCCUUCGGCUACCAAGAGAGUAGUGCCCCUCUCCCCGUCGUCGUGGAUUACUUCAAGUCUGUCCUUGGAGAUGACUUCGAAGAGACAGGGUGGGUAUAUGAGAGAUAUUGCGAGGAAAUGAAGAGAUUAUCCCUUGCGAUAAUGGAGCUGUUGGCAAUAAGCCUGGGAGUGGAGCGAGAACACUACAGGAAAUUCUUUGAAGAUGGAAGCUCAAUAAUGAGGUGCAACUACUAUCCACCUUGCAGGGAACCAGGCCUCACGCUGGGCACAGGCCCUCACUGCGACCCCACAUCUCUCACAAUACUCCAUCAAGAUGAAGUUGGGGGCCUUCAAGUCUUUGCAAACAACAAAUGGCAAGCUGUGCAGCCCCGCUCUGAUGCCUUUGUCAUCAACAUUGGCGAUACAUUCACGGCAUUGUGCAAUGGGAGAUACAAGAGUUGCCUGCACAGGGCAGUGGUGAAUAUGGAAAGAGAGAGAAGAUCGUUGGCUUUCUUUGUGUGCCCGAAAGAGGACAAAGUGGUAAGACCCCCUCGAGAUCUAGUUGACAGGGAAGAGCCAAGGAAGUACCCGGAUUUCACAUGGUCCGAUUUGUUGGAGUUCACACAAAACCACUACAGGGCAGAUGUUGCUACCCUUCAGACCUUCAUUCAUUGGCAUCUCUCAUCCAAGCCCAACUAAUUGUUUGUUUAUCGGAAAUUUCUGAUCAUAUUAUUCAUCAUUCAUUUCCCUUACCAUCUCUCUUCCCCCCCUCCCCCUCCCUCUCUCAUGUAAAUAUAUAUAUAAAUAUAUGUACGUGAUUGGUAGGAUUUUUCCUACUUAUCAUCAUAUGUCAUGCUCCUUUUUCCUGUACACACAUGCAUGAGCUUAAUUUGUAAUUUUGUAUUGACAUAUAUAUAUAUAUAUGCUUUUACAAGCAUCAAUGUUCACAAGCCAGUACACGUUUGUAUUGACACCCUUCUUUUUGUGCAUCAAUCUUGAAUUCAU